AUGAAUCUUCUCAGUCGUGCUGACCUUGCUGCGCACAACUCGCGCGAUGACUGCUGGAUGGCGGUGCACACCAAAGUAUGGGAUCUGACUUCGUUCAUCGAUGAGCAUCCUGGUGGUGCACAGGUCCUUCUUAACUGUGCAGGUCGCGACGCAACGGCCGAGUUUGACAAGAUCCAUGCACCGGGUCUUCUAGAGGCUAACCUCCCCACCGAAAAAUGUCGUGGUAUCUUGGACGAGGCGGAAGAGGAGGAGGUCGAUAGAAAGGAAGGGCCCAGAGUCGACUCCGAUGAUGUCGCAAUGGCGAACCUUCAAGCGCUCAUCAACGCUGCCGACUUUGAAGACGCCGCGCGACAGCAUCUCACCCCCAAGACAUGGGCAUUCUACUCGUCCGCAGCAACAGAUCUGGUGACCCAUCAGCAAAACAAGUCGUUUCUCCGGCGCAUCAUGGUCCAGCCACGCAUCUUGCGCAAUGUAAGCGCUGUGGAUACGCGGCGCACCAUCCUAGGCUGCGCCUCCGAUGCUCCCUUCUUCAUCAGCCCCGCCGCCAUGGCUCGUCUUGCCCACCCAGACGGUGAACUUGCCCUCGCCCGUGCCGCCGCAUCAGAGGGGCUUAUUCAGUGCAUUUCCAACAAUGCUUCGUUCCCUCUAUCUAGUAUCGUGCAAGCCGCGCCACCAGGGCACCCAUUCUUUUUCCAGCUGUACGUCAACCGCGACCGGGCACAGACAACGACCCUGCUCCACCAGGCGCGCGACCUAGGUAUCCGUGCUGUCUUUGUCACGGUCGAUGCCCCUGUACCCGGCAAACGCGAGGCAGACGAGCGUGUUUCCGUUGCGAACGCACCAGUGCAGGCUGCUGCCAUCAGCGGUGCAACUGCUACACAGGAUGAAAAGGGCGGUGGCUUGGGCCGUCUGAUGGCCCAGUAUAUCGACAAGGCCCUCACAUGGGAUGACCUAGCGUGGAUACGACGAGAGUCGUCUGUCCCCCUUGUUCUCAAGGGCGUACAGUCCAUCGAAGAUGCCCAGCGCGCUACAGAUGUGGGCGUCGAUGGUAUCAUGCUGUCUAAUCACGGUGGUCGGUCGCUCGACACAGCGCAGCCGGCUAUUCUCAACCUGCUAGAGCUGCGGCUGCGCUGUCCUGAUGUCUUUUCCAAGCUAGAGGUCUAUGUCGACGGAGGAUUUGAGCGUGGUGUCGAUAUCCUCAAGGCUGUUGCUCUGGGGGCUACUGCCGUUGGGAUCGGACGGCCGUAUCUAUACUCGCUCGUGUAUGGACAAGAGGGUGCACAGCACUUGACACAAAUCCUCAAAGAUGAAAUUGAAAACUCCAUGCGCCUUUUGGGAGCCACGGGCCUUGACCAACUAGGCCCAGACAUGCUCAACACGGCCGACAUUGAGCGCCAUCUCCGUGAUAUGAGUAGAUUCAAACCAAUAAUCAGAACCACCAAAUUAUAG
Geosmithia morbida is the source of this 1449-nucleotide messenger RNA. Its product is annotated as L-lactate dehydrogenase (cytochrome). The transcript is spliced from 3 exons. Lineage: Eukaryota; Fungi; Ascomycota; Sordariomycetes; Hypocreales; Bionectriaceae. The record is from RefSeq and is a predicted model, not a curated record. Bases 1 to 1449 code for a protein of 482 amino acids. Gene Ontology annotation, molecular function: oxidoreductase activity; heme binding.